AUGGUACUAAAACGUGCUGACGAGCAUGAGGCUCCAGAAGACAGCUCAAUGAAGGAUGGGAUCUUCCGGCAAUAUAAUACCAAAGCGCCAUCAGAAACGCAGGUUAUCCCACUCUUUAGUCUUAAAGGCAAGACGGCAAUCGUCUCUGGAUCAGGUGCUGGUAUAGGCCUUGCCGUUGUACAAGGCUUUGCCGAAGCUGGUGCAAACGUAGCAAUAUGGUACCAUGGCAACAAGAAGGCGCUUGACAGGGCGGCCGAGAUCGAGCAGAAGUAUGGCGUGAAGUGUAGAGCAUAUCAGACCGACGUAACGGACUAUGACAACGUCAAGGAAGUCAUCUACGAGAUUGCACGCGAAUUCAAUGGCCGCCUUGACAUAUUCGUGGCAAACGCUGGCAUCCCAUGGACUCAAGGUCGUAUGAUUGAUGGCGAGCUCUCUCAUUACCACAAAGUCGUGGCGACAGAUCUAGACUCCGUCUUCUACUGUGCCAAGGUUGCGGGAGAGAUCUGGCGGCAUCAGUACGAGACAGGCCUCAGCAUGACCGGUGAAACGCUUCAGAACUACCGCUACGGUAGCUUCAUCGCCACCUCUUCAAUGAGCGGGCAUAUCGCCAACAUCCCGCAGCUACAGUCCGCUUACAAUGCCGCAAAAGCUGGAGUUCGCCACCUGUGCCAGAGUCUCGCGGUAGAGUGGGUGAAGUUUGCAAGAGCGAACAGUAUCUCGCCCGGCUACAUUGCGACUGAGAUCUCAAACUUCAUUCCGCCGGAGACGAAGGCGAUCUGGAGAGGGAAAAUUCCGAUGGGAAGGGAGGGGGAAGCACAUGAGCUGAAGGGUGCUUAUCUCUAUCUCGCCUCCGACGCCUCGAGUUAUACUACCGGCACUGACAUCGUGGUCGAUGGUGGCUAUACUGCCGUGUAG
Baudoinia panamericana UAMH 10762 is the source of this 915-nucleotide messenger RNA. RefSeq lists its product as uncharacterized. The coding region runs from base 1 to 915 and encodes 304 amino acids. Lineage: Eukaryota; Fungi; Ascomycota; Dothideomycetes; Mycosphaerellales; Teratosphaeriaceae. Gene Ontology annotation, cellular component: intracellular anatomical structure. The transcript has 2 exons. The record is from RefSeq and is a predicted model, not a curated record. Gene Ontology annotation, molecular function: oxidoreductase activity, acting on NAD(P)H, oxygen as acceptor.